This is a messenger RNA of Dentiscutata heterogama, 144 nucleotides long. The record is from the annotation of a GenBank genome assembly. Lineage: Eukaryota; Fungi; Glomeromycota; Glomeromycetes; Diversisporales; Gigasporaceae.
AUGGCUAUGAUAAUUGAUGUUUGGAGAAAAAAUUUAUUUUCAAAAAGACUUCCUUACAAACAUAAAGAGUGUGCAAAGCAUGAAAUUCGAAAAUAUUUCAUAGAAAGAAUAGAUGAAACUAUAAAUAAACAUGAAAAAAAUAAA